Drepanopeziza brunnea f. sp. 'multigermtubi' MB_m1 is the source of this 3141-nucleotide messenger RNA. RefSeq lists its product as uncharacterized. NCBI's taxonomy places the organism in Eukaryota, Fungi, Ascomycota, Leotiomycetes, Helotiales, Drepanopezizaceae. Gene Ontology annotation, molecular function: small GTPase binding. The record is from RefSeq and is a predicted model, not a curated record. Gene Ontology annotation, cellular component: nuclear envelope; cytosol. Gene Ontology annotation, biological process: protein import into nucleus.
AUGGAUGUGGCUGUAUUGAGAGGUCGCAUUGUCGCGACGCUCAGUCCAGAGGCCGACCUGCGACGACGCGCAGAAUUGGACUUGAAGACUGCCGAAGAACACACCGGCUUUACCGAUGCCCUUCUCGAGAUCCUGCAAAAUGAACAGGAGGCUUCCGUUCGCAUGUCGACGGUUGUUUACCUCAAGAACCGCGUCACAAGGGGAUGGGACACGGCCUCCGAUGCGCAGAAUAAGCCUAUUGCCGAAGACGAGAAGGAAAGAUUUCGACAACGAUUACUGCCCGUCCUAGCAUCCUCCCAGUCUCAGAUUCGAUCACAACUCGUCCCCAUCCUCCAGAAAAUUCUUCACUACGAUUUCCCCGAUAAAUGGCCUUCGUUUGUCGAUAUCACGCUCAGCUUGCUCAACACCAACGAUGCCGCCUCUUUAUUCGCAGGCUUGCAGUGCCUACUUGCGAUUUGUCGCGUUUACCGAUUCAAGGCUGGCGAGAACCGAGGCGACUUCGACAAGGUCAUCCAAUUGACGUUUCCUAGACUGUUGGUUAUUGGACAAGGAUUGGUCAAUGAGACAAGUGAGGAGGCGGGCGAGAUGCUCCACGUCGUGCUGAAGGCAUUUAAGCAUGCAACUUUCUUUGAGCUUGCUCCUUCCCUCAGAGAGCAAUCAGUGGUGAUCGGAUGGUGUUCUAUUUUCUUACAGACAGUUGCAAAAGCUGCGCCGGAAUCUGCCAUGCCAGCAGAUCUGGCAGAACGAGAGGCAAACCACUGGUGGAAGGCCAAGAAAUGGGCUUACUUCAAUCUCAACCGCCUUUUUGUCCGUUAUGGUAAUCCAUCAUCGUUACAAAAGGGCAACGGCGACGACUACAGUGCUUUUGCCAAAGACUUUACUGCCAACUUUGCUCCCGAAAUUCUCAAGGGGUAUCUGCGACAAAUCGAGCAAUGGGUGGCCAAAACAAUAUGGCUCAGUAGACCAUGUCUAUCAUUCACUCUCGUUUUCCUCGAUGAGUGUGUCCGACCCAAGGAAAUGUGGAACCAUCUCAAGCCACAUCUUGAUUCCCUCGUGACUCACUUCCUGUUCCCCGUUCUGUGCCUUAGCCCCGAAGAUGUCGAGAAGUUCGAGACAGACCCCGAGGAGUACCUCCACCACAAGCUCAACUUCUACGAAGAGGUUUCCUCGCCUGAUGUUGCUGCUACAAAUUUCUUGGUUACGCUUACCAAAGCCCGAAAGAAGCAUACGUUUACUAUUUUGACUUUCGUCAAUACGAUUGUCAGCGAAUAUGAAGCGGCGGAGGACAGUAAGAAGAACCACAUCGCAAAGGAGGGUGCUCUACGCAUGAUUGGAACUCUUUCCAGCGUCAUCCUGGGGAAGAAGAGCCCAAUCGCCGAGCAAGUAGAGUACUUCUUGGUUCGUUUUGUUUUCCCGGAUUUCCGCAGCACCCAAGGAUUCCUCCGUGCGAGAGCUUGCGAUACCGUGGAGAAAUUUGAGCAGCUUAACUUCAAAGACACCAACAACCUCCUCGUUAUCUACCGCAACAUUUUGGAAUGUAUGGCAGACCCAGACCUCCCUGUCCGUGUUGAGGCUGCCCUUGCACUUCAACCGCUGAUCAGGCAUGAUAUCAUUCGAAAGAAUAUGCAAGCGAACAUCCCCCAAAUUAUGCAACAGCUCCUCAAGCUCGCGAACGAGGUUGAUGUCGACUCUCUGUCCAAUGUCAUGGAGGACUUUGUUGAGGUCUUUGCGGCUGAGUUGACACCAUUUGCGGUCGCACUAAGCGAGCAGUUGCGGGACACAUACCUGCGAAUCGUGCGAGAACUCCUGGAGAAGAACGAAAAGCGGGACGACGACGAGUACGGUGACUACUUUGACGACAAAAGUAUCACUGCCUUAGGUGUCCUGCAAACGAUUGGCACUCUCAUCCUUACUUUGGAGAGCACGCCCGAUGUUCUGCUGCACAUGGAGUCAAUCCUGAUGCCAGUGAUCAAGGUGACAUUGGAGAACAAGCUCUACGAUCUAUACAAUGAAGUCUUCGAGAUUAUCGACAGCUGCACGUUUGCCGCCAAGUCCAUUUCCCCAACAAUGUGGCAAGCUUUCGAGCUCAUCCACGCCACGUUCAAAGCGGGUGCUGAGCUCUACCUUGAAGACAUGCUCCCAGCUCUCGACAACUUUGUUCAGUACGGAGCUGCCCACCUCGUCCAAACUCCUGCGUACCUUGAUGCGAUGUUCGGUAUGGUACAGGAUAUGUUCGCGGAUGAGAAGGUUGGUGGCGUUGACAGAAUUUGUGCCUGCAAAUUAGCCGAGGGUAUCAUGUUGAGUCUCCGUGGCCACGCCGAUCAAUACGUUCAGCACUUUAUCGGAACCGCUAUGCGCACUCUGACGAACGCUGAAGUGAAAGUCAAAUCCUACAAGAUUCAUCUGAUGGAGAUGGUAAUCAACGCCAUCUACUACAAUCCUGUAUUGGCACUACACAUUCUGGAGUCGAACGGAUGGACAAACAAAUUCUUCAGUUUGUGGUUCUCCAACAUCGAUAGCUUCACAAGAGUCCAUGACAAGAAGCUCUCAAUCUCGGCUAUUGUUGCUUUGCUUACUCUCAAUGCCGACCAAGUACCCACGAGUGUGCAGCAAGGCUGGCCAAGAUUACUCCAGGGCAUUGUCAGACUUUUCCAGACUCUCCCAGCCGCCACAAAGAAUCGGGAAGAGGCUCUCAAAGACGACUAUCCUGUUGACGGUGAUGCUUUCGAUGAUGAUGAGGAGGAUGAGUGGGCCGGUGACAAUAAUAGUUGGGAUGACGAGAAUGAUGCUGGUGCAGAAGAGGGCGAGGUCAAAGACGAGAGCACCGCCUACCUUGAGUUUUUGAACGAGGAAGCACAAAAAUUCCAGAACCUCGAGGAUGGCGACUCUGAUGAUGAGCUAGGCGAGGAAAGCCUUCUCGAGACUCCACUUGACAAGGUCGAACCAUACCAGCUUUUCCGAGAUGCACUCCUAAAACUCCAACACGAACAACCCCAGCUCUAUGAAUCCCUCACAACAUCUCUCAACCCUAGCGAACAAGCGAUAGUCCAAGGCGUCGUAAACCAAGCUGAGAUCAAUGCGCGGGCUGCUGCUGCGUUGGUAGCCGCCGGCCAAGCUCCGGUCCCCAACAUCGCUCCUUGA